UCAUUUUUUAAUUUUUUAUGUUGUAAUUUACAAUCGAAUAAGUGCGAGUUUAACGUUGGAUAUUCGAUAAAUAACUAGCACAACACACCAUGACAUGUCAACAAUGCAAUUCCAUUAAGUUUUAUUAUCCCACCGACACUCAAUCGAUGAAAUAAAUUACUAUUUUCAAUUUACUCGCACCCCAUCGCACCAAUACGAGUGCAAAAAAAAAUUUGUGAUAGAAGAAAUACGUGAAAUUGAUGGUGUGAGCAUUGUCAGGACAACACCAAGUGCAACACCAAGACCAUCAUCAAGUGAAACAUAAAAAUUAUGGAGUCAUGAUGAAGUGAAAUGGAAUUGUGACUCGAUAAAAUUAAGUUCACUCGCUAAUUUCGAAUUUUUAAAUUGUUUAUCUGCUUUUGGAAUACGGUAACAUGGGGUCCAUCGUCCAGAAAGUCGAAAGAAAGUGGGAACUCUUCAGGGCCAGUAAUUACUUGUCCCUGAUGGGGCCCUGCUUCACAUUACUGAAGAUUCAUGGACUCUUUCCUUAUAAAUAUAACAACAAAGGUAUCAUAGUGUCAUCAAGACCUGGAUGGAUCUACGCUACAGUGAUUUCCAUGCUCUGUCUGAUUGUCAUUGGUGUUAUUCUCUACAUGAUGGACAUCUCCAAGACUCUGGCAUUCGAUUCAGUACCUGGAACACUUCAGGGUAACUGCUACAUGCUCCUGGCAGAGUGGAUAGCGAUGAUAUCGUAUGUCCUGAGCUCCAAGAGGAUGAGACUCCUGCGUGACAUUGGGAAUGUCACUUCCAGCCUGUCAACAACGUCAUUCAGACAGCUAUCGAGGAUUAUUCAUGGAAAGGAUAUCAUCGGUUUUCUGUUUCUCAUGGCCCAGGCAACGAAUCUGUACUCAUCGAGGUUUGAUCUCACCCUCAGCAAGAUCAUCAACAUGUACGCGACACUCGUGGUGUUCCUGAUGGAUAUGCUGUAUGCUGAUUGUGUUCUUGUCAUCGGUGAGUGCUUCAAGAACAUCAAUGAUAAAUUACUGGUACUCAAGACGAAUAUGGAGAGGGAUGAGCCACAUCUGCUGAGACGUGUCUUUCAUGAAAAACGUAAUCCCAUGAUCUUGAUGGAGAUACGGGGCAUCAAGAGCCAGCACAAUGAUGUCAGUGAGCUUGUUCAUAGUCUCAAUCAGACGUUUAGUCUUCAGUUGGUGGCGACUGUUACGUUGACGUUCGCUGAAGUGACGUUCUCGUUGUAUUUUUAUAUUCUUCAACGACUUGGAAAGACUGGAAUCAAUCUGGAGAAGCAGAUAUGGUACUCGUAUUUCAGUACUUCAGUUACUUAUUAUGCCUGGAAAUUAGCUGCUGUCGUGUGGGCAUGUGAAGUUGCCAAGGAUCAGGCUGUCAAGACUGGGAUUAUUGUUCACGAAGUGCUGAUUGAUACAGUUGAUAAGCAGGUGAAGGAGGAGUUGCAGUUAUUUUCGUUACAAGUUCUUCAUCGGGAUAAUACGUUCACAGCUCGUGGCCUCUCCCUUGACGCAACACUCUUGACAUCGAUCGUUGGGGGAAUUACCACGUAUCUACUUAUCCUCAUUCAAUUUAUGGUGUCUUCAAAGUCGUGUGGCUCGGCGAUGGAUCCAACAUCACCACCACGUCCAUGAUUUUUCGAUAGAAUUGCCUCCAGUGCUGAUUGUUUAAUUUAUUUUUAUGGAGCUCUAAUAGUCUUGAUGAUCAGCAAUAGCUCAGAAAGUUGAUGAUAAAUUUAUGUUUCAUUAGAAAUUGGUGGAAUGCACGUGGUGAAUACAUGCGAUUGUCAGACACCAGUUGUUUCGAUGACGCCAGACUUCACUUGGAGAUGUUUAUCAGUGAUUUUGUUAUCGUCUGUAGUCUGACAAAAUAAAAAAAAUUCAUGCGAAUCUGCAGUGGUAUUUUUGGUGUUGACUUUGUUGAUCGGUUGAAUAUUAUUCAGAGGUUGAUUGGUCUGAUUUAAUUAGCUGUUUCACUGAUUUACGAUGCGAUAUGUCAAUAGAUUUAACAUAAAUAUUUCGAAUAACUGUUGGAAAUAUCUCAGGGGAAAAAAAUUAAAAUUCGAAUCAGUGGGAAUCGCGUGAUAAUUAUAAUUGCGUUGUAAUGAUUAAUUAAUUUAUUUAUUGUCGGUGGACAGGUGAUGAGUGUAUGUACCAUCAGGUGUUUUAGUUAUAAAAAAUGUGAAUGAAUAAUGAAA
Messenger RNA from Diachasmimorpha longicaudata, 2203 nucleotides. RefSeq lists its product as uncharacterized. Gene Ontology annotation, biological process: male courtship behavior; chemosensory behavior; sensory perception of taste. Gene Ontology annotation, cellular component: axon; membrane; dendrite. The record is from RefSeq and is a predicted model, not a curated record. Lineage: Eukaryota; Metazoa; Arthropoda; Insecta; Hymenoptera; Braconidae. The transcript has 3 exons. Bases 414 to 1640 code for a protein of 408 amino acids.